Molecule: messenger RNA, 2391 nt
Organism: Megalops cyprinoides (Indo-Pacific tarpon)
Lineage: Eukaryota; Metazoa; Chordata; Actinopteri; Elopiformes; Megalopidae
Product: paired box protein Pax-6-like
Exons: 13
Coding region: 291-1652 (453 amino acids)
Biological process (GO): regulation of transcription by RNA polymerase II; anatomical structure development
Molecular function (GO): RNA polymerase II cis-regulatory region sequence-specific DNA binding; DNA-binding transcription factor activity, RNA polymerase II-specific
Source: RefSeq, a predicted model, not a curated record
CUGUUUCCCGCUCUGGCAGCGGCGUAGGAGGAAGUGUUUUGCAGGAAGAUGAUGACAGAGGUCAGGUUUUCCUAAUGGGCCAGUGUAGAACAGUGGAGGCGAGGCACAGACCAGGAACACAUACAUUAAUACACUUGUACCAUCACCAAUCAGCAUAGGGAUUUCCAUCUGUACUCAAGAUCACUGGGAAACUAUUCUUCAGCAAACUCUUCCAAGAUAUUCACCGGCAUUCCUGUUCAAUUUCUGUUACUCAGAAAAUCAUUGAUAAGGGUUUUGACGGCGGGAGCAGGAUGCCACAGAAAGAAUACUAUAACCGAGCCACGUGGGAGUCUGGCGUAGCCUCCAUGAUGCAGAACAGUCACAGUGGUGUCAAUCAGCUUGGCGGAGUUUUUGUCAACGGUAGACCACUGCCGGACUCAACUAGACAGAAAAUAGUUGAGCUUGCUCACAGCGGCGCGCGUCCGUGCGACAUCUCCAGGAUUCUGCAGACCCAUGCUGAUGCAAAAGUCCAAGUGCUGGACAAUGAAAACGUAUCAAAUGGGUGCGUGAGUAAGAUCCUUGGAAGGUACUAUGAAACAGGUUCGAUCAGACCCAGGGCGAUCGGGGGAAGCAAACCACGAGUAGCGACUCCCGAAGUGGUCAGCAAAAUUGCGCAAUACAAGAGAGAGUGCCCUUCAAUCUUCGCCUGGGAAAUCCGAGACAGACUGCUAUCAGAGGGGGUCUGCACCAACGACAACAUACCUAGUGUGUCAUCGAUAAACAGAGUCCUUCGCAACCUGGCUAGCGAGAAACAACAGAUGGGUGCAGAUGGCAUGUAUGACAAGUUAAGAAUGCUGAACGGUCAAACGGGGACAUGGGGGACCCGGCCAGGCUGGUACCCCGGAACUUCGGUGCCAGGGCAACCAAACCAGGAUGCUUGUCAGCAGCAGGAUGGAGGUGAAAACACAAAUUCAAUCAGCUCUAACGGAGAAGAUUCGGAUGAGACCCAAAUGAGGCUUCAGCUGAAGAGGAAAUUGCAAAGAAAUCGCACGUCGUUUACCCAAGAGCAAAUAGAAGCGUUAGAAAAGGAGUUUGAAAGAACGCAUUAUCCAGAUGUUUUCGCAAGGGAAAGGCUCGCGGCCAAAAUCGACCUUCCUGAAGCCAGAAUACAGGUGUGGUUUUCUAACAGAAGAGCAAAGUGGAGGAGAGAGGAAAAACUCAGAAAUCAGCGAAGACAAGCGAGCAAUUCAUCAAGUCACAUUCCCAUUAGCAGUAGCUUCAGUACGAGCGUCUACCAGCCAAUCCCGCAGCCCACAACGCCUGUGUCCUUCACGUCAGGAGCAAUGCUGGGAAGGUCAGACACAGCUCUCACGAACACAUACAGUGCUCUGCCACCCAUGCCAAGCUUCACCAUGGCCAACAACCUGCCUAUGCAACCCCCAGUACCCAGCCAGACAUCCUCUUAUUCCUGCAUGCUGCCCACCAGUCCUUCAGUGAAUGGACGGAGCUAUGAAACAUACACACCCCCUCAUAUGCAGGCACAUAUGAACAGCCAAUCAAUGGCCACUUCUGGUACAACUUCAACAGGUCUCAUCUCCCCUGGAGUAUCUGUCCCAGUCCAAGUUCCUGGCAGUGAACCUGACAUGUCCCAAUACUGGCCAAGACUGCAGUAAAGAGAAGAACUAUUUCACCUUUUGACUUUCCACUGAAAGUUGUCUGUCCAGCAGUAUUUUAUUAAAAAGACAGAAGACUGACUCUGAAAGAGACAUUUUUGUACUGGAAUUGUGCCCGUGCUAUAAUUUUUGGGACACGAAAACUUGAAGAAAAAAGGAAAAAAGAGAAAGGACUUCUGUAAAGUGCCCGGUGUUAUAUCCUAAAUGGAACAAAACUAUCUUUGUUUUCGGUUGCGGACAUGUUAUUUUUUGUGUUUUUGUAUAUGAAAAUUUGUAUGUUAUGACAAACUCAAGAACAACCAUGGAUGGACUAUCAGACUGACUUGGUCUUGCAUCCACAAAAAAGGACAACUCGCAGGCAAGAUGUUCUGCAACAAGUAGUUUUUAAUCAACUUAUAUCAAGUACUUCACUGUCCUUUGUACAGAUUGUGGACUCUGACGCAGCAAGCUCGUAGCAUUCCAAUGCAGAGCUGGAAGAAAAGACACUAUCUGUGUGUAAGCCCCUUUACCUGCUUUUUUCAAAGUUUGUUGACAAACAAUGUGUAUGUGGGAGCAGUAUACUGAACAGAAAGUGAAAAAAAAUGGGUAGCUAAAUGGUAGAUUGUGUCUUCAAUAUAAUUCAAUUUGUUUAUGUCUAUAAGUAUUUGUCUUCCCUAGAAAUCUCCCAGGACAAUUUCUAUAAUAAAGUUAAUUUCAUUUAUAUUUCCCAGAAUAUGCUAUAGAUGUUUCAUACACAUUU